AUGGAUAGUGAUGAAGAAGCCUAUUGGGAGGAGCUUGGUGAAGGAGAUCUCGAAGGAAUCAUUUCUGGACUCGCCAAUGAUGCAGAAUCGAUUACGGUUUUGAGUAUAAUGAUGAGAAGCACAAACCAGAGAUCCAAUACCUUGCAAAGCUUGGUGGAGAUGUUCCUGCAGUCCAUGUACACCCCACAAAAGGUGAUCGAGACGCUCAAACGAAUGGUAGUUUCUGUGUCUGUCAAUGCAAUCUUCGCAGCUACACGCUCAUUAUUGGCGCAAACUCACCGCACACUCCACUCGCUUGGACAAUCACUCCUCGCUGCCUAUGUGUAUGACAAUUUUGACGUCGACCUGAAAACUCAUGAGCACAAGAUCAAAAACUCAACUGAAUCACUGAAACAUCUUACAUCCAGCUUAAUGUUCCCUCUGCAGCACUGCGCUUCACAAGAAGAUCUCAGAUGUUCUGAGGAGCUAUGGCUGAAGUUGUCUCUCAACCUUCGAGCAGAAGUGUUGCUGAAACAGGGGUGGAAGGACUUGCUCAGCCUUCAACCAGACACACCAAAUCUAGCAGGACUUACCCGUCACCGGCUGCAUGAACCAGAGCUCGUUGAGGGCAUCCCCAUCGUCAAAACACCCACUAUGGCUGCAUUAGCAAUGGAUGUUAGCAACUCUACUGUCGCUGGAAAUAUACAAAGUGUUAUCAACUUACUCAAGCAAGGCGGGAUCACGGAACCUGAUAUCUUUGAUGAUCCUGAGAUCCCCGAUAUCUCAGAGGAUGCCAUUAUGUUUCAUGGUGACCUGGGCACAGGUGAACGACUCCAAGCAGUACAGCAGUGCUGUGCAAUUGAAAACUCACCUUGGGAUUGA
This is a messenger RNA of Suillus bovinus, 861 nucleotides long. RefSeq lists its product as uncharacterized. Lineage: Eukaryota; Fungi; Basidiomycota; Agaricomycetes; Boletales; Suillaceae. The transcript is spliced from 3 exons. The record is from RefSeq and is a predicted model, not a curated record. The coding region runs from base 1 to 861 and encodes 286 amino acids.